This is a messenger RNA of Anopheles merus, 1756 nucleotides long. RefSeq lists its product as uncharacterized. The transcript is spliced from 4 exons. NCBI's taxonomy places the organism in Eukaryota, Metazoa, Arthropoda, Insecta, Diptera, Culicidae. Gene Ontology annotation, cellular component: membrane; axon; dendrite. Bases 12 to 1262 code for a protein of 416 amino acids. The record is from RefSeq and is a predicted model, not a curated record. Gene Ontology annotation, biological process: sensory perception of taste.
UAGUCACCAUCAUGGAUCCCAUAAAGUUGGAUACAACCUUCUAUCAUAAGCUACUGCUCAAAAAGUUUAAUCUACUCCUGACCGCCGCACAGCUGGCCGGAUUUUUGCCCUUUCCUGCCUACGUACUGCGGCAGGAUGUCGAGCGCCUUCACUUCCGUACGCUGGUGCUAACCUGCCUGAACUUGACCUUUGCCGUCCUUAUCUUCCUUACCUCGUUCGCCUGCUAUCUGGCCAUGUACAUUUACUAUCCCGAUUUGAUGUACAAGGAAAAUCUUCCAGCCGUACUGCAAAUCAUGUACCACGUGGAGAACUGGCUGCGUGUGGUGAUGGUACUGGUUGCAUUGGCCGGACCACGCCUGAGUGGACGUUAUUUUCGUGAAACGAUCGACACGCUGGUGCACAUUAUGAAACUUUUCGAUCGUCCCGUAAAGAUCGAGAAUAUUCUUACGGCGAUUUCGGUUAUUACAAAUCGAUUGCUUCUACUGUACGGACUCCACGCGCUCAUUAUCACCGUUACGGUGUGGAUAAGUACGGAACAUCCCGUAUCAACGCUACUGAACGUUAGCUACCUAGCACCGUACGUAACGAUAGCCGUGUACAUCCUUCUCUACCGAGCGUUGCUAGCGUCCAUAGCUGGCAUAGUGGGUUGUUUGAAUGAUAAUCUGCGCGAGAUCACGCUACAGGAUAGGAUAGAUCCUCGGCGAACGUACGGGAAACAUACGACGAUCAGCUACAUCAUGCUGCAGGAGGGCAAGGAGAGAGAAACCCCGCAUCUAGACGUAGCAACGAUCGUGCGGCUUUCCACGAUGCAUAUGGCGAUGAUGAGGUUGGCUCGCGCUGCUAACAAACAUUUCGGCCUGCUCAUGCUGAUCAUCGUGCUGUCCACGUUCAUCCAAAUCAAUAUGCUACUGCUGGAGCUGUACCACAACAUCAGCCAUCCCGUGAUGCCGGAGUACUGCCUGUGGGUACUAUUCCUGCACGCGAUCGUACACUUUACGUUCUUCUUUGUCAUUGCCACCUCAAACCAUGCCAUCCAGCAGGAGAAUGAGCGUACCAUGCUGCUGCUGCAUGAAUUCAAAUGUUCCUGGAGCAGCGAACAAAACAUGACGAUUGAACAUUUCAUCUCGCAGAUCUCCAACCUGCAUGAUAUCCACCAGGCGUGUGGAAUGUUAAAUUUGGAUAUGAAGCUCAUCUCAAACGCCGUUGCAGCGAUCACGUCCAUUAUGGUGGUUCUAAUACAAUUUUCCGACACAGGAUUGUAAAACUCAAAAGCUUCUCAGAAAUUCUCAAAAAAAAAAAAACACACAAUUCGAAGAUAGUUUUUUAUCAGCAGUUUGUUGCUUGCAAGGGCAAUCUAAACAUUAACAUCAAAAUUUUAUUUUGAAUAUGUCUAUUGCUUAAAAUUUACGGGAUGAGGUGAUGAGGUGCCUAACAAGCAAACAGAACCGGGUCUUUUAACAAUGUAAAUCACUAAUACCUUUUCGUUCAAGCGUCGCGCACUUUUGUCGGUCCCGCUGUCGCUUUCAAUAAACUCAAAUUAGCUUCAAAUUUCUACCAACACUCGGUUAAGAUAAUUUUUAGAUAUGGAACCAUAAUUGCAUCUACCAUAUUCUCCCGUGUAGAAGGGUGUUAACGCUAAAUUGAGGGGACAACAAAAAGGCAGAGCAAUUUAAAAAACAACCACUUCACCGUAUCAGGCUCAAAUUUAGGUAAGUAAUCAUCGUUGGGAUUAAGAAUUGCCGUCUACUGGGAAAUG